UCCUCUGCAGCAUGAGCUUCCACGACCCCGAGGGCUACAUCGACUCCACCGACUACCCGCCGCUGCCGCAGCACAGCUACCUGGAGUGCACCUACAACGUCACCGUCUACACUGGCUACGGCGUUGAGCUGCAGGUGAAGAGUGUGAACCUGUCGGACGGGGAGGUGCUCUCCAUCCGCGGCGUGGACGGUGAUGCCCUCGUGGUCCUGGCCAACCAGACACUGCUGGUGGAGGGCCAGGUGAUCCGCAGCCCCACCAACACCAUCUCCGUCUACUUCCGCACCUUCCAGGACGAGGUGGUGGGGACCUUCCAGCUCCACUACCAGGUGUUUAUGCUGAGCUGCAACUUCCCACGGAGGCCCGACUUCGGAGACGUCACCGUGAUGGAUUUGCACUCGGGGGGAGUUGCUCAUUUUCACUGUCACCUGGGCUACGAGCUGCAGGGUCCCAGCGUGCUGACGUGCGUCAACGCGUCGAGGCCGCACUGGAGCAGCCCAGAGCCAAUCUGCUCAGCGCCCUGCGGUGGGACGGUCCGAAACGCCACCAUCGGCCGCGUCCUCUCGCCCAGCUACACCGGGAACCAGUCCAGCAGCAUGUACUGCGUGUGGGCCAUCGGGGCCCCCCCGGGGCAGAAGCUGCACCUCCACUUCGAGAAGCUCCUGCUGACUGAGAGGGACAGGAUGGUUGUGUACAGCGGGGACACGAACCAGUCCGCGGUCCUCUACGACUCGCUGCGUGCCGACAGCGUGCCCUUCGAGGGGGUGAUCAGCGACGGCUCCUCCAUCAGGAUCGACUUCCUCGCCGAGGAGCCCGCGGCCGCCACAGCUUUCAACAUACGCUUCGAAGCCUUUGAGCGGGGCCACUGCUACGAACCCUACAUCCAGAACGGGAACUUCACCACCUCGGACCCCACCUACAACCUGGGCACCACCGUGGAGUUCACGUGUGACCCCGGGCACUCCCUGGAGCAGGGCCCCGCCGUCAUCGAGUGCGUCAACAUGCGGGAUCCGUACUGGAACGACACGGAGCCGCUGUGCCGAGCCACGUGCGGGGGGGAACUGACCGCUGUGGCCGGUGUGAUCCUGUCCCCAAACUGGCCGGAGCCCUACACGGAGGGGGAGGACUGCGUCUGGAGGGUCCAUGUUGGGGAGGAGAAGAGGCUCUUCCUGGACAUCCAGCUCCUGAACCUCACCAGCAGCGACAUCCUCACGGUUUACGAUGGGGACGAGCUCACCGCUCGCAUCCUGGGCCAGUACGUGGGCAGCAGCGGCCCGCAGAAGCUCUAUUCCUCCAGCCCCGACCUCACCAUCCAGUUCCACUCGGAUCCGGCCGGGCUCGUCUUCGGGAAGGGGCAAGGAUUCAUCAUGAACUACAUCGCCGAGGAGUCGCUGGCCUGUGAUAACCCAGGACUGCCGGAAAACGGCUACCAAAUACUUUACAAGCGCCUCUACUUGCCAGGAGAGUCCCUGACCUUCAUGUGCUACGAGGGCUUUGAACUCAUGGGGGAGGUGACCAUCAAAUGCAUCCUGGGGCAGCCGUCCCACUGGAGCGGACCCCUGCCCAUCUGCAAAGUGAAUCAAGACAGCUUUGAGCAUGCUCUGGAAGUAGCAGAAGCUGCUGCAGAGACGUCACUCGAGGGAGGAAAUAUGGCCUUGGCCAUAUUCAUCCCGGUGCUGAUCAUCUCCUUGCUGCUGGGAGGAGCCUACAUCUAUCUCACAAGGUGUCGGUACUACUCCAGCCUCCGCCUGCCCCUCAUGUACUCCCACCCCUACAGCCAGAUCACAGUAGAAACGGAGUUUGACAACCCGAUCUAUGAGACAGGGGAAACAAGAGAAUACGAAGUUUCGAUAUAAGGACAGCGGUAAGAGAGUCUCCGGCUGCAAACUUACUGUGCUCUCAUAGACCUUCCUCAGUAACUAAUCCAGAGCCCACGUGGAGUUUGGUUGGACCCCUGGACCUGCUGUUGUCUUUCCUUUUGCCUCUUUCUUGAAGAUUUUACUGUUUUCUUCACUGUAUUUAUUCUAUUUAAGCGGGGUAGGUGUGCUGCAGAGCCCGGGCGCAGGCAGAGCCGGGUCCAGCGAGGCCAGGGCAGUGGGCGGGGCACGCGCCGUGUCCCCCGACAUGGUGACACAUGGUGACACAUCCCCCGGCUCUGUUCACA
Messenger RNA from Nestor notabilis (Kea), 2161 nucleotides. It is a transcript of the gene SEZ6L, whose product is annotated as seizure related 6 homolog (mouse)-like. Gene Ontology annotation, cellular component: neuronal cell body; endoplasmic reticulum. NCBI's taxonomy places the organism in Eukaryota, Metazoa, Chordata, Aves, Psittaciformes, Psittacidae. The annotation marks the transcript as partial. The transcript is spliced from 13 exons. The record is from RefSeq and is a predicted model, not a curated record. Gene Ontology annotation, biological process: synapse maturation.